CAAGAAGAAGAAUGAUCUCCGGCCGUACAUAAGUGCCCUGUUUGCUUCUACUUGCACCUUUCCUGCAUCUCAUCAGGCUGUCCCUCGGUCCGGGGUGGCACGGCGUACAAAGCGCUCGCUGGAUCGUUUGGGGUCCUUCGAUCUGGAUUCCCCACAAAAACUGAAGUAAUGUUUCGACGAAGGAUGCCUUUCUCCCAGCUGGCUUUAGCCGCAGCGCUCGGGGUCGCUGGGGGCAUUUACAUCUACAGACCUUAUUUUGAGGCACGACCGAAGGCCUCUGAGCCGCAGCACCAGGAUGUGCCGAAGAAAGGGAACGAAACGGACUGAGGCGGAUCGCCACUCCCAGGAAGCGCUUCACAGACAGAACAAUCAGGACCGUUGAUGCUGGACCGGAUGGCAAACAAAACACAAAACCAGUGUGGAUACAUUUCUGCUACUGUGUGUGACGACAAAAUAAGAUAUUCUAUUUUGGGACAUUCUGAAAAAUCACUUUUAAGAAAAAAAAAAAAAAGGUAUAAAAUGUUAAUCCUUUGACAGUUUUAAACACUCUCCUGCCUUACAGUUAUUUCUAAGAGAUUUAUUUGUAAAUGCAUAAACGCUGUUGCUUGAGGACAUUGUGAACCAAAAAAUAAAAUGUCUUUUUAUGUUGAGUGAAA
Molecule: messenger RNA, 656 nt
Organism: Fundulus heteroclitus (mummichog)
Lineage: Eukaryota; Metazoa; Chordata; Actinopteri; Cyprinodontiformes; Fundulidae
Product: protein PIGBOS1
Exons: 2
Coding region: 169-327 (52 amino acids)
Source: RefSeq, a predicted model, not a curated record